AUGUCCUCUCGCAUCGAUAUCACAUCCUAUCCAGGAAAUAUUAUCCACGGGAAAUUCGCUCCUACCCAAGAGUCGCGCCACUCUAUUGACCCCGCGACUGAAGAAGCACUGUACGAGGUGCCUGUCGCCACCAAAGAACAGCUGGACGACGCGGUCCUCCACGCCCGUGAAGCCUUCAAAUCAUGGAGCACGACUCCUUUUGAGCAGCGUUCCAAGCUCAUGCUUGCCUUCGCGGACCGCAUCGAGGAAAAUCGCAGGGAGAUCGAGAAGCUGCAGACAAUGGAGCAGGGCAAGCCUUUGAGCCUAGCAGAACGGGAAGUUAGCAUGUCCCUGACGUGGCUGCGAACAUUUGCCACAAUGGAAGUCAAGGAUGAGAUCCUGGAAGAGUCAGACGAGAAGGUCGUCUACUCGACCUUCCCCCCUCUUGGCGUCUGCGGCGCUAUCGUGCCGUGGAACUGGCCCAUUCUCCUGGGCUUGGGAAAGGUUGGUCCCGCUCUUAUGACGGGCAAUACAAUCAUAAUGAAGCCGUCCCCAUUCACGCCCUAUUGCGACCUGAAGCUAGGAGAAAUCGGUAUGUCUGUCUUCCCCCCUGGGGUAUUCCAGGUUCUGAGCGGGGACGACAUGCUUGGUCCGUGGAUGACCACCCAUCCAGGCAUUGAUAUGAUCACCUUCACUGGUUCGAUUCCCACGGGCAAGCGAGUCGCUGAGAGUUGCUCCAAGACCCUCAAGAGAUGUGUGCUUGAGCUUGGCGGUAAUGACGCGGCUAUUAUCUGCGAGGAUGUGGAUAUCCAGAAGUGUCUGCCGAAAAUCGCUACUUUGGCGUUCCUCAGCUCUGGACAGAUUUGCAUGCUUGUCAAGCGGAUCUACGUUCAUGAGAAGAUCUACGACCAGUUCCGGGACGCCAUGGUAGAGUUUACUAAGAACAAUAUCAAGACCGGUGGGGGCUUCGAGCCUGAUGUCGUUGUUGGGCCAGUCCAGAACAGCAUGCAAUAUGAACUUGUCAAGGAUAUGUUCGCCCAAAUCGACAAGUGUGGCUGGAAGACCGCUCUCAAGGGUGGUCCUCGUGAGACGUCCAAGGGCUACUUCAUUGAGCCAGCCAUCAUUGAUAAUCCACCUGAAGAUUCGCGUAUCGUCAAGGAGGAGCCUUUCGGACCCAUUGUGCCACUGCUGAAGUGGUCGUCCGAGGAAGAUGUCCUCGCACGCGCUAACGCCCUCGAGACAGGGCUUGGCGCCUCCGUGUGGAGCAAGGAUGUCAAGAGGGCCGAGAGGAUGGGCCGGUGUUUGAGCAGCGGGAGCGUCUGGAUCAACUCACACUUCGAUGUUGCACCAAACGUUCCCUUCGGAGGGCAUAAAGAAAGUGGCCUUGGUAUGGAAUGGGGCAUUGAGGGGUUCAAGCAUUUCACAAAUAGCCGCAGUCUCUGGGUAUGGAAGAAGGUUUUCGAGUAG
Molecule: messenger RNA, 1446 nt
Organism: Thyridium curvatum
Lineage: Eukaryota; Fungi; Ascomycota; Sordariomycetes; Thyridiales; Thyridiaceae
Exons: 3
Coding region: 1-1446 (481 amino acids)
Molecular function (GO): aldehyde dehydrogenase (NAD+) activity
Source: RefSeq, a predicted model, not a curated record